AUGUCGGCUGGGAAACCUUCGCUUAUGAGAGCGUUUGUUGGCGGUGCUUUGAUUGUAGCGGGAGGAUGGGGAAUCAUGGCAGGUGAGUAUGGUGUGGCUCGGGGAGGUAGCUCCUUACAAGCUCGAUGGCGUGGAAGCCCAUCCAUAAAUCUGCAUCACGCUCAUCCACGCAUAUCGCGAAUCCAAUCGAUCGCUCUAUUCUCCUUUUUCGAUGCGCUGCCUCUACUUCGCCUCAUUGCCCACCCAUGGCCCGGCCCUUUGAGUAGCGACCACGCCAAACGAACAGCAGUUCUACGACCAACUAUCUCCGGAGCUCAAAGCUCGCGUAGAUGCUCAACGAAACGCAGCCAGGCGAAAAGCAGCUUAUGCCGAACAAGCGCACGUGAGUAGAUAGCACACAGUUCAAAGGGGCCACAUUUCAGUGAAGCGUCGCUCGUAGAUCGAAAAGUGCAAGUCGCAUCCGGUAGCUCUAGCUCCCAAAGGCCCAUCGUCGUGUGCUGCUUAUCUUAUCCGCUCGGAAUUGACCGCGACUACUUUCUCUUUUCAACUUUUCUCGUCCCACACCACAGAGAGCGCAAGAUCAAGACGAUUCACCUGUACAGUGGCAGACGGGCAAAGAGGCUCGCGAUUCCACGCCUCCGCCUACCGGAGCGUUCGGUAAACCUUCUAGGUAG
Molecule: messenger RNA, 674 nt
Organism: Ceraceosorus bombacis
Lineage: Eukaryota; Fungi; Basidiomycota; Exobasidiomycetes; Ceraceosorales; Ceraceosoraceae
Source: the annotation of a GenBank genome assembly